Haliotis rubra (blacklip abalone) is the source of this 1144-nucleotide messenger RNA. Its product is annotated as splicing factor U2AF 35 kDa subunit-like. Gene Ontology annotation, biological process: mRNA splicing, via spliceosome. Gene Ontology annotation, cellular component: spliceosomal complex; U2AF complex. NCBI's taxonomy places the organism in Eukaryota, Metazoa, Mollusca, Gastropoda, Lepetellida, Haliotidae. Gene Ontology annotation, molecular function: pre-mRNA 3'-splice site binding; metal ion binding. The record is from RefSeq and is a predicted model, not a curated record.
AACUCCGCACUCGCUUUGCUCUAAAGCGAAACCUUUCUCUAGGAGUAGACAAAGCGAAAACGAAUUUUCAGCACUGUCAGGAGUGAUAACUGGUUAACCCAGAAGAUGGCUGAGUACUUGGCGUCAAUUUUUGGUACAGAAAAGGAUAAAGUCAACUGUUCUUUUUACUUUAAAAUUGGAGCCUGUCGCCAUGGUGAGAGAUGCUCCCGACUGCAUAACAAACCAACAUUUAGCCAGACGGUCCUGCUGCAGAAUCUGUACCUGAAUCCCCAGAAUGCAGCUCUCACAGCCGAUGGCUCCCACAUCACUGUCGAUGAAGUGGAAGCACAACAGGAGUUUGACGAUUUUUUUGAGGAGGUAUUUACUGAAUUAGAGGACAAGUAUGGUGAAAUCGAGGAGAUGAACGUGUGUGACAAUCUUGGAGAUCAUCUGGUGGGCAAUGUCUAUGUGAAGUUCCGUUAUGAGGAAGAUGCUGACAAGGCUGUGAAUGACCUUAACAAUCGCUGGUUUAAUGGCCGCCCCAUCCAUGCUGAGCUGUCGCCAGUGACUGACUUCAGAGAGGCAUGCUGUCGGCAGUAUGAGAUGGGUGAGUGUACACGAGGAGGGUUCUGCAACUUCAUGCAUCUGAAACCUAUUUCCCGGGAACUGAGACGAGAGUUGUAUGGUCGACGCAGGAAGAAGAGAUCAAGGUCAAGGUCACCACCCACACGCCGAAACCGCAGUAACAGUAGGGAAAGGGAUCGCCGUAGGUCUCGCAGCAAAGAGAGGAGGUCACGUAGUCGUGAGCGCAGGAGGUCCCGGUCACGUGAUCGACAUGGACGAUACUGAGGGAAUCUGGAUAAAUAUUUUCCACAUUAUUGUGGUGAAGUUUUGAGGAGUAAAUGGAAGGAUAUGUCUCUUUCAUCACAGAACUGUAUCAUUGUGACAUGAUCUUGGAAUGUCAGUUUAGAUGAUAGCAUUGCAAGUUAUGUUAAUGCUCUGUUUCUCUGUCCACUGAGCAGACACCUAUGAUUUUUGGUUUCAUUUGAAAUUUUCAUAAUGCGCUGAUAAAAAAAAUCAUCUGACAAAUCCAUAAUGUCAUCAUUGUGCAACAUGCGUUAUUCAUGUUUUAAUUGUAAUAUGAAAUAAAUACCUUUUAUAGAUA